Molecule: messenger RNA, 5811 nt
Organism: Rotaria sp. Silwood1
Lineage: Eukaryota; Metazoa; Rotifera; Eurotatoria; Philodinida; Philodinidae
Source: the annotation of a GenBank genome assembly
AUGAAACAAACGACUAUAUCUACUCCAUCUCUGUCACCAUUUAAUGGUAAAUCAAUUGUCCUCGAAAUUGGUCAUGAAAUAGGUUUCAAAGCUAAACAAGAACUGAUCAACUAUUUACGAGAACAGAAAGCACAUAUUUCAUAUAUUCUUACAGCUAGUGUACGUUCUACUUCUAUUUUACAAACUGGUACUAUUUCCGUCACAGCAUCCAGAGUAAAUACGACCAAAAUUAAUAAAGUCGAUUUAGCUAAAAUCAAGAUAUGGAAUUCAGACGAUGUUGAUUUGCCUCGUUUCGAUGAGUUAACACAUUGUGAAAUUGGCAAAUGGGCAAUUUUUAAAGAAACUAAUGAUAAUUCAGAUGUAUUUUUUGUUCUUGAACUCCAAGUUAUUCCUGAAACAUACUACGAUCAAACAACAAGCGAUUAUCGACUAAGAUUUCGAUACGAAAAACAGAGUAUUGUUAGCGAAAGUCAAACACAACAUAAAAAGGUCUUGAUACAAUAUGCGUUUGGCAAUGAUCCAAACGAACAGCUACAACUAUUUGCAUCAUACUACUAUCGUGUAGCUACAAUGCCACGUGUAACACGAAUUCGUGAGAUGCUACCGGAUAAAGUAGGAUCUAAACUAUUAUUACGUGCUUUAUUUACUCAUCGUAUCGAUACACAAAUACUCAAUGAGAAUGUAUGUCAAUUGAUCGAGUCGAUUUGGCUAGAAUCAAUAGGUGAUCUAAGUAAAAUUUUGAGCGUACAACCUGAAUCAAUCAAUCUUAAAACGAUCAUCGAAGCUGAAGCUGCCUUAUUCGAAAUUAAAUUGACCAAUGAUCCGGCUGCAGCACUUCGUUUCUAUUCACUUAUUCCUCAUCGACCAGAGUAUAAUGUUGAUCUCAUAAAGAAUCGUCGAACAUUGACCGAAAAAAUAGAUUUAUGCCAAAUGCUUCGAGAUAUGCUAACAGUCAACGAACUAACUAAUUGGAAUGUUAAAGCACCGAUCGAAGCUAAAUAUCGAGCGUUAAAAUGUCAUAUUGAAACAGUAGAUAAUUCAACACCUGAAUUUAAGAAUGUUGCUGAUCUCAUUCAAUCGUCAACGGACGAUAAUGAAAAAAUUCUUAUACACCACGUCUUCAGUGUAGCCAAACAAACAGAUGCACUCAAUUAUUGUACAUCACUAUCUCAUCAACGGCAACUAUUUCAUGGAUCGAAAUAUGCCAAUUUUCUUGGAAUUCUGUCACGUGGUUUGACCAUGCCAAAAAUGGUCGUUGAAGAAUUAGGUGUCGUACGUACUGAUAUUGGCUGUCUCGGCUAUGGGAUUUAUUUUUCUGAUUCUGCUUCUACAUCUCUGAAAUAUACAACAGCAAGUACAACACGACCAGGACGAAGAUUAUUGUGCAUCUGUCAAGUAGCACUAGGCGAAUCAGCUAACUAUUAUUCAUUUUCGCCGACUCUUACUAAACCUCCCGAUGGUUUUCAUAGUACACAUGGAGUUAAACGAACGGAAGAAAAUCAUUCAAUGUUUACUGAUAACGAAUAUGCGAUCUAUCAACUCGAUCAACAACGUCUACUUUACAUUGUGGAAGUUUCAUGGGUACCAAAUGAUGCUCUCAAUAUUGAAUUAGAACGAUUACCGAUUGUUCAUACUCAACAACAUACGUUAAAAUUGAGUGAACAUGUCGAAGUGCCGUUGGCAAUCGACGAUGAAGUUAUUGAAGUAGCUGAACAAGACUAUGGUUUAAUAUGUCCAUCGUCAGGAAAACUCGUACCACUUAAAUCAUUUCAUAUUCGUGCUCAAAUUGUUGAUACUACAGUUGAAGUUGUUCUUUAUCAAGUCUAUCAUAAUACAAGUUCGAUACCGAUCGAAGCCAAAUAUGUAUUUCCUCUCGAUGAUAAUUCUGCUGUAUGCGGUUUUGAAGCACAUAUUAACAAUAAAGUUAUAAAGGGCGUCGUCAAAGAGAAAGAACAAGCUAAACAAGAAUAUCGAGAAGCAAUUGAAAAGGGUCACGGUGCUUAUUUAAUGCAUCAAGAACAAGCACAAGUAUUCAGUGUAGCUGUUGGCAACUUACCAGCGAACAAUGAAGUGAUUAUCAAGAUAACUUAUGUUGCUGAAUUAGAAAUCGAAAAUGGUGAUAUCAUUUUUCGUCUUCCAGCCAAAAUGGCUUCAUGGCAAUCAAAACAAGCGAUUGAAAGGAAAGAUCAAUCUAUUGUACGAACCAUCGAUAUUGUCGAUGAAAAAGUCGAAUUUAGUUUCAAAGCAUCGAUUCGAAUGCCCUAUGAAAUAACUAAAUUAUUCUCGCCAACACAUCGUCUUCGUCGAAAAUUGACCGACUGUAUAGCCGUGAUCGAACUUGUUGAUAACGUUUUAAUUGAUCGAGAUUUCGUUCUUUCAAUAACACUCAAAAGUGCUAAUUUACCCCGAAUAUUAAACGAAACAUUGUCAUUGGAUGAUGACAAUGGAACAACAACGACAACAUCGAACAAUGUUGAUUCUGAAGCAUGUAUGCUGACAUUUUAUCCACGAUUUGAAAAAUUGACAAAUUCGUACGAACAAAUUGAAAUUAUAUUCAUUGUCGAUGUGUCGAAUUCAAUGGACGGUACACAUGUACAACAAGCUAAACAGUUAGCACAUUUGUUUCUUAUGAAUUUAAAAGUAGGCGACAUAAAUACAUAUUUUAAUGUAGUUACUUUUGGAUCAGAUAAUGAUGAAUGUUUUCCUAUUUCAACAUCAACUACAAAAGAAAAUCUUGAUAAAGCUAAACACUUUGUUUUGCAUUCACUUGUUCAUCGUGGUAACACGAAUCUAUUUGCUGUUCUUCACCGUUAUUCAUUGUUACCAUCAUCAAACUUUGGUCGACAAUUUAUUAUUCUCUCUGAUGGACAUAUUCAUGAUCUUCAAUCGAUUCUUGUUUUACUUGAACAUCAAUCAACUAUGCGUCGAGAUCGUAUAUUUGCAUGUUCAAUUGGUAAUGUUGCUAACAAACACAGUUUGAAACAAUUAGCGAAUGGAGCAAGUGGAGGUGGUCUAACAACCGUAUUCGAUUCGAACUAUCGAUCGAAAUGGAAAACAAAAGUAUUAAAUAUUCUCGAACAAGUUCGACAACCAUGUGUUACAAGUAUAUCAAUUGAUUGGCAUGGUCGUUUAGAUGAACAACAAAAAUUUAAUAUGCAAGCACCAAAAAUAAUUCGAUCAUUGUUUAAUGGAAUGCGACUUAGUGUCUAUCGAUUUAUACAAAAUUGUCAUAAGGCCACAUUAACAGCUACUAUCGAUGGACAAGAAUAUGUUACAACUGUAUUUAGUAGUACAACGACAACGACCAAAGGGCGUAUCCUACACUGUUUAACCGCUCGAGCGAUUAUCGAUGAUUAUGACAAUGGAUUAUUGCAUGUAGACGAGAGCAAAAACGAACUGAUGAAAGUUCAAUAUAAACAAGAUCUCAUUGAUCUAAGCAUCAAAUAUUCAGUCGUUAGUGCAUACACUAGUUUCGUUGCUAUCGAAGAACGUGAUACUAAAACAGAUGCAAAAACUCUUCAGCCAGGUGUUCGUCUUCUUGAUGUUAUACUCGAUCGAGAUGUUGACUUAUUACCAUACAUUGGAUGGGACGGUGAUAUGUCAAAUUUGGAUACAAUCAAACAGAAAUUAAUGGAUGCACGCAUUACACUCGAAAGUGCAUCGAUUCAAAGCAAAAAAGAAUCCGUAGUUGAUAUUGAAAAUCUUUGUGAAAAAAUUUCCUAUCGAGCAGGUGGUGAUACGAAAUUUGAUAUGAUGAUGAGUAUCAUACGCACAUAUCGUCAUGUAUUGAAUGAGCAUGAAAAAGCAAAUGAAAUAGAAGAUAAAAUGCGAAAGGAUCUUAAGACUGAAAUGAUUAGUGCAACGACAGAAGAACGACAAGCAUUACAGCAACGAUGCCAAGCUAACAAUUUGAUAAUCACAAGUGACGAAGAGGAAUCAUUAGGCGACUUCGAUGGUAAGUCAAGUGAGAAAAUGCGUGCACCGGAAAUGUAUUCGUUAGCAGCGCUAUCAGAUUCCGACGAUGAACACUAUGGUAUGAUGGAUUUCGACGAUCUUGAUGAUGGUAUGCCAACAGCUUCCCACUCGACACCUCAAAAAAUGCCUGCACACGAAGAACGACCAUCGAAAGUACAGGUGGAAUACGACGAUGAAGACGAUGAUCAUGCGUUAGACAUAUUUGGUGAUUAUACACCAACAGCUUCAUACAUAGCAUCUGCUGCUUCAUUUUCGUCUCAGAGGCCACCUGAGCCUCAAUCACUGCGUCCACCGCCGCCGCCGCUACCACCACGGCUCGAAUUUAUGCCCCAUUCAGCUACAGUGAGCAGUAGAGGUAGGAUGCCAGGGCCGUUACCACCACCACCAAUAGAUACACCAACAGCAUCGAUGGCAUUUUUUGAGAUGCCACCGCCUGCUGUCAAUCAAUCCCUUCCACAAGAUUUUUUUCUACCACCAUCAACUCCAUGUUUAGAAACUGCUGCUGCUGCUGCUCCUCCACCACCCCCUCCUCCUCCUCCUCCUCCUCCUCCUCCUUUUCCACUACCGCCUCCACUACCGCCUCCAUUACCAACAACAACAGCAACAGCAUCAUCAUUCUUACUUGAUCAUUUCAACCAGGCUUCUGCUGAUGGUAGCAUCUCAAGCCAAAGCAGUGAAUCAGCAGAUCGACUCAAACGGGAGGACGGACUCUUAGCUGAUACUUUGACUUUGAGUGUUUCUUCUUUUCGUCCUAUAGCAUCACUCAAAAAGUCAUAUCCAACAGUAUCAUUGAAAAUGAAAGCGGGAUCAGAUGAACCUCGUAGUGGUGGCUGCUGUAUGGGACCUCCAAUAACAGCAACACACUCAAGGAAAAGCACUAUUUCAGAAGCUUCGCCACGUGGUGGUAAACAAGAAGUGCCAACAUCCGAUACAUCUAUAUGUGAUCUUCUCCUUCUCGAUGUCUGUCCGCUUAGUCUUGGCAUUGAAGAUAUUCACGGUCAAAUGCACACAGUUAUUCGUCGUAAUACAACAAUUCCAACACGUACACAAUUCUAUCCAGUGUUCACAAAUGCUUAUGCCUAUCAAACAACUGCUACCAUUCGUAUAUUUGAAGGCGAACAUAAUCUUACAAAAUACAAUAUACUUUUGGGCGAGUUUAGUCUUUCUGGUCUGACAAGCAAUUAUGCUGCUCAGACACUCGUAAUUUCUAUUCGGAUGGAUAUUGAUGCUAAUGGUAUAGUUCAUGUCGAUGCUGAAGAAGCACGUUCAGGUGCCAAAGCUUCCUUUACUGUCACAUCCGAUGAUCAACAAAGAUUGACCAGAGAUGAUAUUGAGCGACAUAUUACAUAUGUUAAUAGUGACCCAAGUUUUGCAGCUAAAUCAAUUUAUGAUUGCAAACCAAAUGAUCCAUUGUACAUGGAUGGUUCAUUUACAUUGAAUAAAGACCUAGCUGAUGUAUUUCACAUUGAUGUUGAUACAUUCAAUGAUCUUGAAAACUACUUACGUGAACAAGGUUUUAACUCAUUGGCGUUGAACAUACGCAAUGAAAUUCUUUAUUUGAUCGGCACGGGUGUUAUUCUUAUCUGGCUUGUUCUUCAAACACAAGCAUCACAACAGAAUACAUUUCAAUUUUUAUUUAACAUCGAACAAAUCAAAGUUCAUCUUUGCAAUCAUUUACCUGCUAAUAUGAACGAACAAAUAAACAAAGCGAUUGAAUUCUAUCAACAAACAAAUCAACGUAAUGGCAUAUAUUGCAAACAAUUAGAAUUGAGCGAUUCAUCAUGGAACAUGUUUAUUCAACGUAUACUUAUUGGUAUCGAUCGUGUCGAUAACUAA